UCUACACUCCGCAAGAUAAAACUGCCACUUGGGGCUCAGGAGAGCUAGACCUUCCUGGGUUGGCCUGGGUGUGCGAGCAGAGUCAUGGGUUCUCUGGUUCUGCAGUUGUGUGCUCUCCUCGGCCUGAUGGCUCACUGGGUUUCUGGAAGCCCCAUCAUGAGCCUGGAGCGGUCACCUCUGGAAGAAGACAUGCCCCUCUUCGAUGAUGUCUUCUCAGAGCAAGAUGGAGUUGACUUUACUACGCUGCUGCAGAGCAUGAAGAAAGAGUUUCUCAAGUCAUUAAACCUGUCUGAUAUUCCUAUGCAGGAUUCAGCCAAGGUUGACCCACCAGAAUAUAUGCUGGAACUCUACAACAAAUUUGCAACUGAUCGAAGCUCUAUGCCUUCUGCCAACAUCAUUAGGAGUUUCAAGAAUGAAGAACUGUUUUCUCAACCAGAGAGUUUCAAUGGGCUGCGGAAAUACCCUCUCCUCUUCAAUGUCUGCAUCCCUCACCACGAGGAGGUCAUCAUGGCUGAACUCAGACUGUACACAUUGGUACAAAGAGAUCGCAUGAUGUAUGAAGGAGUAGACCGGAAAAUUACCAUUUUUGAAGUACUAGAAAGCAAAGGGGACAAUGAGGGGGAAAGAAGCAUGUUGGCUUUGGUGUCAGGGGAGAUCUAUGGAACCAAUAGUGAGUGGGAGACUUUUGACCUCACCGAUGCCAUCAGACGUUGGCAAAAGUCAGGCUCCUCCACCCACCAGCUGGAGGUCCAUAUUGAGGGCAGAUUUGGUGAAAAUGAGGGCAUUGGCUGGGGACAACUUGAAAUAGACACCAGUGCCCAGAAUAAGCAUGUUCCUUUGAUAGUUGUGUUUUCUGAUGACCAAAGCUAUGAGAAAGAGAGGAAGGAAGAACUAAAUGAAAUGAUCUCUCAUGAGCAGUUUUUGGAGUUGGACAACCUGAGCCUAGAUGGUUUCUCCAAUGAACCUGGGGAAGAAGCUUUACUGCAGAUGAGGUCAAACAUCAUUUAUGACUCUACCGCCCGGAUCAGGAGGAAUGCCAAGGGGAACUACUGCAAAAGGACCCCACUCUACAUUGACUUCAAGGAGAUUGGCUGGGACUCUUGGAUCAUUGCCCCGCCUGGGUAUGAAGCCUAUGAAUGUCGUGGUGUUUGCAACUACCCCCUGGCUGAGCAUCUCACACCCACAAAGCAUGCAAUUAUUCAGGCUUUGGUUCAUCUCAAGAAUUCCCAGAAGGCAUCUAAAGCCUGUUGUGUGCCCACCAAGUUAGAGCCUAUCUCCAUCCUCUAUUUAGACAAAGGUGUUGUCACCUACAAGUUUAAAUAUGAAGGCAUGGCCGUCUCUGAAUGUGGCUGUAGAUAGGAGUUCUAUGGUUUAUUUAAUAACUGUAAAUGUGUACAUUUUAUGUCCAUAUUUAAUGAGAUUAUUUAAUAAGGGUGUACAGCUCACAGAGACUCAUGGCCUUAACAGAAUUUAACAGGUCAGCUUGCUGUCAGAAAUACAGAUCUGUACUCUACAGUCCUGUUCCUUCUAUCCAAUUUGCUUUUUUUUUUCACUUUGGACUUACCAUUUUCUGGCAAUGCUAUCUUUAACACAAGUAACAAACCUACAUUACUUGUCCUCUGUGUCACUAUGAAAAAAAACCUUUAAGAAGAAAUAUGUUGUCAAAAUAUAGCUGUUUUCUAUUUAUAUGUGUAUAUAGAUAAACCAUUAAAACCCACUUGGUUCUGUAGAGGCAAAUUAUACUCACAUAUAUGCAUGACUCAAUCAGAUGUGUCUAUAUAAAAAAGCAGGUGGUAGGUUCUUAGUCUCAUCUUUGAGUUGGAUUUAUGUCAAAAUAAUUUCACCAGGAAUGCAGCCAUCACAGGAAGUGUUAGAUUUGCUAGCACAGUUGGAAGUAGAAAUGUAACUUUUGCCAACUAAUUUCUGGCAUUUCUCAGAGUAGCGGUUAUUUGAUACAGAAACCAAAUAGCUUUAUGAGGCAAUAGUGUUAAGGUAUAACAUAAAACAAAAACAAAACAGCAACAAACUAAGCAGGGGAACACUGAGUUCUAGAGGUCACACCUUUGGUCAAAAAAGGAAAUCAGGGGAGAUCUCAGGAUGACAUCUUCUGCUGAGUAACAGGACAGGAAGGCCACAUGUAUUGACUCUAAUGCUGCAGAGGGUAGAGGAGGUGAGAGGGGGACUUGAAGUAGGGGGCAGAAAGACAUAGACUGAAGUAUGAUAUGAUGUGUUUGAGAAAUUAUAGGCAGUUCUAAUUCAACAAUUAAAUCUUUUGACCAAACAAAAUUACCAAAGGCCAAUAGAAAGAGAAACAGAAAGGAUCUCCUGUUGGGAUCCUUACUUCUUAUUAUUUCUCUCUUCAGUUCAUAACACUUCUCACUUUUGCUUACACUACUGUGUUUGCUGGUUUCCAUCUUUUCCCUCUUUCUUCUGUGACCAAGCACUUCAUGUUUCUUCUCUCAUUCCUGUGUCCCUGUCUCACUAGCUUUCAUUUUCCCUGCCACAGACUAGAGAGCAACAUAAGAAAACAUGUUCUCUCAGGAAGAAAGGAGUUUGUGAUCUAAUUUCUAGUUUCCUUCUUGACACUUAAUUUGGAUUUACUUUAAAAAUAUCUUUAUGAAACUUCUUAAAAUUGAGAUAGUGAGAGAAUCAAAGAGACUACAGAAUUCAAACUUCCUUCAGUACAGUGGGACCUGGAGUUGAACCCAAGUCUCUCAGUGGAAAAGUAGCAACACUACUUAAGUAAAUUAUUUGGUGGCCCCUAGGAAACCUCUUGUUUAAUACUUAAAUAAAAAAGAAAAAAACUCAAGAUACAUUCAAAUACAAAAAUCAAUAAGUAGACACACAGGUAAAAAUGAUCCAAUAGAUAAGCCCUAUUUUUGUAGUCAGGUUUUCCCCUGGAAGAAGUCCUGAAGCCUUCUCAUUCUCCCCACUGUGCAAACACAUGGAAAUGACAGGGAUUAAAGGACUGGAGAGGUCCAAAGGGUGUGCCAGCAGCUGACUGGCUGGAAGGACUCUAGUCUUUGUCUUGGAUUCCAAAUGCCACUCCCAGGAUUGAUCCUGGGAAGUAGCAACUUCAGUAGAACUUCAGUUUUCAGUGCACUCUCCCCCACUCACCCAUUUUAAUGCAAUGCUUUCUUCAGAAGUCUUGAUCUUUUUAUUAACCCUGGACACAAUCAGCCUCUCACAAACAUUACACUAAAAAAAAAAAAAAGAAUGAAAGAAAGAAAAACAGACAAACAGGAUGGGGGGUGAUAAUAUAAUAGUUAUGCAAAAAAGACAUUCAUGCUCGAUACUCCAAAGUCCUAGGUUCAAUCCUCUACACUAUCUUAAGGCAGAGUUGAUCAGUGCUCUGGUAAAAAAAAAAAAAAAAAAAAGAGAAAGAAAGAGAGAAAGAAAGGAAAGAUAGAAAGAAAGAAAGAAAGAAAGAAAGAAAGAAAGAAAGAAAGAAAGGAAAAAAGAAUGAAACAAAGAAACUUCAAAGAUUUGGAGCAAUUUGGAUGUUAGUUUUAUAUUUCCAUUUCCAUUGGUCCUGAGGGAAAAUCCUUGGGAGGCCAUUGAAAGAGAGUUAUUAUUAUUUCUUUUUUACCAUUAGUGGGUAUACAAUGAUUGAUAACUGAAGAUGGCCAGAAUCAUUCACUUAUGGAAUAGUCUCCAUAUGAAACUGCACAUAAGAUUGAGUGUGUGAGUGUGUGAGUGUGUGUGUGUGUGUGUGUGUGUGUGUGUGUGUGUGUGUGUGUGUGUGUGUGUGUAAAAUUGCCUUCAAAGAGCUAUGCUUACUGCCCUCAGUGGGGUAAUCCAUUGUACUUACUGUAUACUCUAUGGUACUUAUCCUUUCUAAAGAACAUUGUAAUGGACAUGCAGUAAAACCUCAGCUGAACAGGAUAGUUCCUGUCAGAUAAAAUCAAGGAAGAUUUUAUUUUAAUUUCUAAAAUUUGUGACAGUGGUUGCGGUUAAAUGUUUUUACAAUCAGCAAUAGGGAUGGUGAGGGGGAGGGUGGUCCUAUUUGUGAAUUUAAACAAUGUUUGCAUGGCCUAUUUCAAGCUAUCAAUAUGACAUUAAUCAGUAUACAAAAUUCCCCAAAACUAAACAGCUCUCAGGACCUCACAGCUGACCAUAGGUCACUACCUACAGGCCUGCUCUCUCCACUACCCUCAGCUGCCCUGCCAGAUUCCCGCAGAAGUCCUGUCACGAGCAUUGACAUGUAGUUCUAUGAUUUUCUUCUUGACUCUGAAAAGAUCAAAGACAGCCACAUUUUGCAUGCUGCUAGUUGCAUUUUUCCUUUCUUUCAAAAAUUAAAAGACAUAAACUAGUUGCUGUUUUGAAGCAUGACUGCACCUCUUGUCCAUGACUAUACCAACACAUAACCAUGAAAUUGUCUGAUCUUUAGGAAAGUAAGACUCCUAGUGUCUUCUUUGGACUUACACAUUUGCUAUACCCCACACCCGUCUUUUCUAUACACUCUAGGUCAGAAUUCUCAUCAUUGAAGAUAUAUAUUGAUAUAGCUGACUCUUAAGGAUAAUUAUAGCAGAGGGACAUAGUAGCCAACAACCAGAAUAUCAUGUAAACUUUUCCAGGCUUCCUACUAUUUAUUGAUGGGUUAUUUAUUUUUGUAAUAUAUUGUAGAUCAAUAAAUAUUUUAUUUUUAUGUUUGUGAUUCCCUCUUGGAUAAUAUGGUUUUCAGUACUUUGCAAAUAUUAUCUUUCUCAAAUGAUGGUUCCUUUACAAAAUAUGAGCUAUGUUUUCAUCUCUUUUUGCAUCAAAAUUUCCUGUUAUUUUCAAAGAGCCUUACUAUAAGCUGGCAAUAACUUUGUAUUUUUUAUGUCUGGCAGACAUGCUGUGAGUCCUUGAGAUAUUACUGACCUGUAAAUAGUACAGUUUUAACUAAAGUGUAGGGAUUUCAGAAAGUCAUGAACCAAAAAUGUCAAUGUGUUCCAGGAACUGACACUGUCAAUUAAGAGAGGCAAAUGUUAUCAGAUUGCAAAGGUCUGUGGUUGCUGCUCAGUGAAUGAAGACAGUACUUAAUUGGAUCUUACUCUCUCAUCUGUUGGCUUCACAGAUCCACCAAUCAGAAACUAGGCAAAUUUGCCCAACACUGGACCAGUGACUAAUAAUAUAAAGAUUGUUAUCUUAAUGAUUCCCAAAAGAAUCAGUUUCAAAGUGCCUAAUUUUUCCAUUUGCUUAAUUUUAACUCUGGGAAAUUAAUGGUAGAUACUCCCCCCCCCAAUUAUUUGCUAAUUAGCAAAUUUUUGAUUAUAUCUGAAAUCUCCAAAUUAGAGACAUUAUCAUAAAAGGACUUUCACACGUUUUUCUCUACUAGACUUAUUGACAGCCCGUAAAGUUCAUCAUUAAAAUACCCAUUUACAAUUUGUCUGUAACACAAGCCCUUUUAAAGGACUUUCCAAAAUUACCCUAAGUCAUAAUUAUUUCUUUCCAGUUACUGUGAAAAGGAAACAUAACUGUGACUGUAUUUUUUUCUUAUCCUCCAAAACGACUUUUGAUCUCACCAAUUAAAUAAAAGCAGGGUGGAUAACUUUAUACAAGAGCAGCUAAAAGUGGUGUUUCUGGGUGUAUGCUAAAAUCUUAUCAGAGAUGUUGUCAUCAGCAUGAUUCUAUCACACAGGACCAAUUGAUUGUGAAUUCCUGGCCUAAUCACAGCGGAGAAGAGAGUGUGUUCAUGCCCACCAAACAAAUUCCAUGAACAUGAGAAAGAAGCUAGUGAUACGGUCAUAUUGAAUCAAUAUACUAUAUUAUGUUCAUGUGAAAAACCUGUUUAUUCUCUGUGUCCAAAUCCAUGUAGUAAAUACUAGACUAAAAUGAAGAUGAAGUUAAUUAAACUGUAUUCAAAAAAAUUUUUGUUAAAUAAAUUAAAGAAUUAUUUUGAUGAUAA
This is a messenger RNA of Erinaceus europaeus (western European hedgehog), 5890 nucleotides long. RefSeq names its product bone morphogenetic protein 10 (gene BMP10). Lineage: Eukaryota; Metazoa; Chordata; Mammalia; Eulipotyphla; Erinaceidae. The record is from RefSeq and is a predicted model, not a curated record. Bases 85 to 1359 code for a protein of 424 amino acids. Gene Ontology annotation, molecular function: growth factor activity; cytokine activity. Gene Ontology annotation, biological process: SMAD protein signal transduction; BMP signaling pathway. Gene Ontology annotation, cellular component: extracellular region. The transcript has 2 exons.